AUGGACGUAAAAUCUUUAGCAAAAUCAAAGCGAGAUCACACACGACAACACAACAAAAAGUAUCACGGAAAUCAAAAGCUCAAAGUUCAAUCACAGUCUUCGGUUUCUUCUUCAGUCCCAACCCAAAAAGACGACGCAAAAGAGCCAUUUGCAAAGCAACAAGUAGUUGAGAAGAAAACUACUCGCUCUCGUUCUCAGGGCUCUUCUUUACUUCCCGGAAAUUGGGACCGGUAUGAAGAAGAUGAUUCGGAUUCUGUUCCUGAAAGUUCAAGCAAAACCCUAGAUGUUGUUGUCCCCAAAAGUAAGGGCGCUGAUUUUCGUCAUCUUGUUGCUGAGGCUCAGUCUCAUGCAGAUAAAACUCUAGACGACUUCAACGAAUCUCUUCCUUGGGAGUUUGGUGUGGGAUUAAGCUCUAUACUUUCAGUUAGAGGAGAGGGCAUUGUCUCAUGGGAGGGAGAUGAUAAUUUUGUUGUACAGGAUAAGACUAUUGGAAAUCAGGAGGCAUCGAUGAUUUCCUUGAAUUUGCUUGCUAUCGCUCAAAAGCUUGCAAAAGUUGACUUAUCUAAGAGAUUAUUUAUUGAGCCUGACCUGUUGCCCUCUGAGUUGCGUGUGGAAGACUUGGCAGUAGGCAGCAAUGAAGAACCUGAACCUGACAAACAGGAAACUGCAGUGGACCAUGAGCUAGCUAAGAAGAUGUCUAAAGAAUUAAAUAUAGAUGAUUUUGCAGCAGAUCAGUUUACAUCAUCUAGUUCAUGUAGUAGCAGCCAUACCGCUUCUAUAUCUGCCUUGUCCGAUAACACUCUCGUUCCUGUGAACAAUGUAGGGAAACACACAACAUUUGAGGCAGCUGCUGAAUUAGAACUGGAUAUGCUUCUAGAUACGCUUGAUGAGUCCAAGUCUAAUGCUUCAUUUACUGCUCCGUUUGGAGUCUCUUCAAUUAAAGAACCAGUUUCAACCAGAAUUGCAUCAAUUACUGCUAGUCUAGAUGAUGCACUUGACGACUUGCUAGAGGAAACAUCCACUUUGAUGAAGCCAAAUGUUUUAUCAAGGCCACCAGAAGAAAAGACUGUCAACCCCAGUAUGCUCUCUUCACAAUCCCAAAACAUGUCAAAAGUUGCAGAUGAUUUUGAUUCAUGGUUUGAUACACUUUGA
This is a messenger RNA of Lathyrus sativus (Indian pea), 1152 nucleotides long. Lineage: Eukaryota; Viridiplantae; Streptophyta; Magnoliopsida; Fabales; Fabaceae. The record is from the annotation of a GenBank genome assembly.